Molecule: messenger RNA, 1923 nt
Organism: Necator americanus (New World hookworm)
Lineage: Eukaryota; Metazoa; Nematoda; Chromadorea; Rhabditida; Ancylostomatidae
Exons: 19
Coding region: 1-1923 (640 amino acids)
Source: RefSeq, a predicted model, not a curated record
AUGAAGGCGUUAAUGUGCCUCCUUCGUCAUGUUCUGAUCUGCUCGGCGGUCUUCAACUUAUUGACAUUUUUAACUGGUCUCUUUCUUGGUAUUUUACGAGAGGAUUUGUUGAUUGUUUCGUUGGUGCUGACAGUGGCUGGCUUACUAGGAAUGUUGUUGUUUGCUAUUACUUGGUUUAUACGUCCCAAGGUAAUCCAUCGCCCGAUAUACUUCGUAAAACAUUGGAAAGAAGAGAAAUUUAGCAAAGAGGCUACAAUUAAUCCGGAUACAACGGAAGCUGUAAUGAAGAAUAUUAGAGGGAUUCCGUUCCUCAUUCAAGCUAUUCAGUACUCUAUGGAAGCAACCUACUACCGCGAUAUACUCAGCGAAAUGGGCGAGGGUGUAGUCCGUACCUCAGUUAUUCAUACUGCUCCUGCUUGUACGAGCAUUUUAGACUCGGAAAGUGAAGAUGAAACGAAAGCGGUUCCAUUUACACCAAGGAACUCUGCUGAAGAACAGUGGCUUCCCUUUGGCGAGUCUUGGCGCAAUGAGCAGCUGCGUCUGUCACUCGAAAGAGGAAGUAGUAACUUACUUGUUUUUCCAUACUGUGAAGCCUCCCCUCAUGGGGAUCGUGGGCACGAGGCCGUUGAACACGAUUUUUCACGGAUAGAGAGCAUAAAACGACCACAUGGCGGAAGAAACAAGAGCCAGAAUCGGCAACAAUUCCAAGUACGAUGCAUCGGAAUGAUUCAUAUUUUCGUGGUGCAACAGCAAAGCACUAUGAUUCUUUUAUAUUUGAUUUCUUUAAACUGGGUUCUCGUAACUCCUUCUCCUCGAUAUUCUAUUGAGAACGAAAUUAUGGGUGAACCUACGGUUGACUGUGCGGAUUCGCUUGUUGGUUUAACCUUCAAGACACGAAAACCAUUUUCUGGACGAGUUUACGUGUACGGAAUGGCUGGCGAUAGCAAAUGCAGCAAAGCUUUUGUUGAAAAUCAGAAUCAAAGCAGGCUUUCUAUGCACUUCAAAAGUGGAGAUUGUACAAUGCAAAGACAAAGAGUUUCGGGUCAAAUUAGCGGUCUAAUAUCUUCACUUGUUGUCGUCGUUUCAUUCCAUGGAACCUUCGUAACAAAAGCUGAUCGAGCUUAUAAGUGUAUAUGUUUUUUCAGGAGUCAAAAAACAUUGACAAAUUCGAUAGAAAUGUCACCGCUUGGCACCACAGAACUUCUGAAUACUGUUCCCACGCCGACAUGUACCUAUUCGAUACAUACUCAGACUCCGGAUGGUCCUAUUGUGAUUAUGGGUACGGUAGGCGAAAAGAUAUAUCAUGUCUGGCAGUGCGAUUCAUCGGCUACUGGAUUUUUGGUGCACAGUUGUUCGGUCGGAGAUGGCCGAGGAGAACGAAUAGAUCUUAUCGAUGUGGACGGUUGUGCCGUUGACCCAGCAAUCCAGCCUGAUGUUUUCUACGAAGACGAGAAUCGAGCAGUUGUUGAGGUUUACGGAUACAAAUUCAGUGGUGCAAGCGUCCUGAAUUACGAAUGUGUGCUGGAAAUUUGUCGAUCAAACUUGGAAUGCGAAAACCUAACUCCUCCAAAAUGUGACAGAGAACAAAAAGAAAAAAGCGUAUUCCCUCAAGAAGCACUGAGGAGGUCAAGAUCCAUCGGACAAGAUAUGAGUCAUCAUAAUAAACGUGGUCAAAUCGAAGUGGCUGCAACGUUGACCAUGGAAGACAGGAUGGAUCCUAAUACGGUGACGUCAGCAAAUGACUUACCUACUCUGAACCAGCAGACAAAUUCGACAUCAUCUGACUUCUCACGAACCGUCUGUCUACCAGCAUUUUCUAUACUCUUUACCAUUAUCCUAUUCGCUUUCAUUUUCAUUACUUCCAUGAUUGUUGUAUUCUACGUUGCACGCUACCAAACAUAUGUGGUAAAUCCUAAAACAUAA